This is a messenger RNA of Fusarium coffeatum, 1278 nucleotides long. RefSeq lists its product as uncharacterized. The transcript has 4 exons. Bases 1 to 1278 code for a protein of 425 amino acids. Gene Ontology annotation, cellular component: spliceosomal complex. Gene Ontology annotation, molecular function: RNA binding. The record is from RefSeq and is a predicted model, not a curated record. NCBI's taxonomy places the organism in Eukaryota, Fungi, Ascomycota, Sordariomycetes, Hypocreales, Nectriaceae. Gene Ontology annotation, biological process: regulation of mRNA splicing, via spliceosome; mRNA processing.
AUGGCUACCGGUGUAGAUGCGCGACUCAUGAAGUCGACCAAGUUUCCUGCCGAGUUUAGCCAGAAGGUUGACAUGCAAAAGGUCAAUCUACAAGUCAUGAAGAAAUGGAUUGCUAGUAAGAUCUCUGACAUCCUGGGGAACGAAGACGAUGUAGUGAUCGAGCUUGUUUUCAACCUCAUCGAGGGCCCGCGAUACCCGGACAUCAAGUCACUCCAAAUACAACUUACAGGUUUUCUCGACAAGGAUACGGCACCAUUCUGCAAAGAUCUAUGGAAACUACUGCUGAGUGCUCAAAGUAGCCCACAAGGCGUUCCCAAAGAGCUACUCGAAGCCAAGAAGCUGGAGCUCAUGCAGGAAAAGAUCGAGGCAGACCGAGCCGCUGAGACUGCUAAACAACGACGAGAUGAUUGGGACCGCCGCGAUCGCGAAGUCGCUGACAUGAAAGAUCGUGACCGCCGAGACCGGGCAGCUACUCGUGGGGACACAUGGCAAGGACGGCGAGGAGACCGUGAUUUCGAUAACCGAGGUCGAGGAGGAGGCUUCAGGAGGGGUGGUCGCAGAUCACGAUCACCAGGCCCACGCUUUCGAGAUUCCAGAGACUCGUACGGUCGUGACAGUUACGUUCCUAAAGGCAGGCGAGGAGGUGGCCGGGCCGACCAUGGCCGUCGAAAGUCACCAGCGCGGUCUCGCUCAGCAUCAGCAUCAUCUCGGUCAAGCUCUCGGAGUCGCAGUGCGUCACGCAGCUCUAAUCAAUCGGACCGACGACCCAAGGCCACCUCUCCAGGGGGAAGAGGAGACAGAAGGAAGCGGUCGCGUUCUCCAAAGGGAGACUCGUACCGGGGUCGUGCCAACAGACGCCGAGAUAGGGGUCGCUUGAGUCGUCCAUCCCGAUCUGUAUCGUCAGGUCGGGACUCUCCUGCAGCAAAACGCCGACGAUACUCACCUUCAAGGAGUCGCUCGGUGUCCCGCCGAAGGAGGUCCACGAGAAGUGUCUCUUCGUCACGAUCUGACUCUCGCAGCAGGAGUCGCAGUUACAGCCGUAGCCGAAGUCGCAGUCCCUCGAGCAGUGCAUCCCCAGACCGUAAAUCCAAGAGAGGCCCAAACCGUGGGAGGGGCGGACAACGAUCUUCAAAGAGGAGAGAGUCGCCUGCAGGCCGACGGAGGAACAGUUCUUCGGCUUCUUCACAAUCCAGGAUUCGAGACAAGUCAGCUGAUGUUUCUGAAGAUGAAUCUCGUGCCCCGCCGACCAAGCCCGAGGCAGAGGUGGCCACCGAAUAA